Molecule: messenger RNA, 2012 nt
Organism: Bactrocera latifrons
Lineage: Eukaryota; Metazoa; Arthropoda; Insecta; Diptera; Tephritidae
Product: chromatin modification-related protein eaf-1-like
Exons: 2
Coding region: 98-1897 (599 amino acids)
Source: RefSeq, a predicted model, not a curated record
CUGACUGAGGUAUAAAAAGCGCUUGCCGUCAGCAAACUGAAGCUCAGAACGUUCUCAGACGUUCGCUGUACGCAUUUACACAAAUUUGGAGCACAAUAUGAAGGUUUACUUGUUGCUGGCACUCAUUGGUAGCGCUUGCGCCUACCAGAUCAGCGCACAGCAGCAGAACAUGGUCAGUGUGGGUCAGACGGGCCAACCAGGCCAAUCUGGUCAAUCGGGAAAGCCGGGUCAAGCAGGCCAACCUGGUCAGCCGGGUAGAUCAGUGCCGUCGAGUCAACCGGGUCAAUCGGCCCAACUGGGACAAUUGGAUCAAGCAGGUCAACCCGGUCAACCAGGUCAACCGGGUCAGUCAGGCCAAGCCGGGCAACCAGGCCAACCGGGUCAGCCGGGUCGAUCUGGCCAAUCCAGUCAACAGGCCCAAAAACCCCCACAUCACAGUCAUCAAGCACAAAAUCAACACGCACAAGCGAUUGAGCAACAUGUUGGGCAACUUCUUGCGCAUGGUCAGCAACAUGGUUCGCACCAUCAGCAUGAGCAACAAGUUGUGUCCAGUCCACUGCAAGUACAUCAACAUAUUUCACAUGGACAACAACAACAAGUGCAUCAGGCUCAGCAACAUCAGCAUCAUGCCCAGCAACAUCAGCAUCAUGGACAACAACAUGAGCAGCAAGGACAGCAACAUCAACAUCAUGGUCAGCAACAUGGACAUCAAGGACAACAGCAUCAACAUCAUGGUCAACAACAUGGACAUCAAGGACAACAACAUGAACAGCAAGGCCAGCAACAUUUGUAUCAAGGCCCGCAACAUGUCCAUCAAGGCCCUCAACAAGGCCAGCAAAAUGUACACCAUGGACAACAACAGCAACAUCAAGGUCAGCAACAUGUUGCACAGCAAGCCAAAUCACAGCAGCAACAAUACCAAAAAGUACCUAAUGCGCCGCAACUAACGCUCACCGGCGUCGUGCAACAUGUGCCCAUACCGCAUCAGAACUAUAAGGUGCCCAAUCGCGUGCAACAUGUUGUCGAUCUGGCGCAUGCGCACAUACCACAAGUGCUGAACUAUCACAAGUUGCACAAGAAUGACGUGAAUCCCGUUGUUGUUGCUGGCAAAGCAGUAAAAGUGCCCGUGAUACCGCCGAACGUGCAACAAAUUGUGGAACAUGUACACACACACGUUCCACAAGUAGUAAAUCACCAUAUACAACAACAAAAACAAUCGGAGGUUGUGCAAAAUCAACAAGAUGCCAAUGUCAACAAGGAACAACAACAACCAGUGGCUGGAGUACAAGGUGCUAUUGUUGCGCGCAGUCAGUCGGUCGCGGUGCCACCACAAGUGCAACAAAUUGUCGAACAUGUGAACAAACACAUACCACAAGUGAUCCUCUACCUAAAGGAGCAAGCACAAAAACUACAAGAGUUUAUCAACAAAUUUCAACAGCAACAACAGCAGCUAGCACAAGAUGUUGCCAGUGAACAGCAGGCGGUGUUGCCGCAGGUACCCGCUAAAGUGCAACAAAUCGUUGAACACGCGCAUCAACACAUUCCACAAGUGGUCAGUCAUGCACAGCAACACAUACAGCAAGUACAGAAACAACAGCAACAACAACAAGAGAAUGAAGUGCGGCAGGUGCAAACUGUUGGACUCUCUCCAGCUGUUGCAAAGGUGCAAUCUUCCGUCCCCGCAAAUGUAGCGCCAGUUGUCAAUCAAGCACAGCAAGUGCAAAACCAACAACAGGGUGUUGUACAGCCGGUACAGGGUGUUAUAGUACCACAGCAGGUUCAUAAAAGAGUCUAUACUGUGCAACAAGGUGUCACGAAACAACCGAAUCAACCAAAUCAGGCACCGAAUCCUGCUGCUGGUGUGGCUGGGCAGCUAACCGUUGAAGUUCAGCUGUGAACGCCGAAAUAUUGUUUCAAUGCUUCGAUUUUCCAAACACUGUUUCAUAAGAUUUCGUUUAGUAAAAAAUCACUGCCUUCAUUUUUGAUAUAAAUUUUUUUCUGAAACACGCAAA